AUGACCCGAGAGACAUCUACAGAACCACCAAAGCCAUCCAAGCGGAAGGGUACUCGCAGCGUGUCGACACUCACGCCCACGCAACUUGCCCGGAAACGGGCCAAUGACCGGGAAGCCCAGCGCGCAAUCAGGCAACGCACAAAAGAGCACAUCGAGCGGCUGGAGAAGGAGUUGGAAGAGUACAAGAACCGACAUAGCCGGGACGAGACUAUCAACCAGCUCCAGAUGAGGAACCAUGCGCUGGAGAGAGAGGUGUUCAGUUUGCGCGAAGAACUCAAACGCUUCAAUCAUAAUAUGUUUUCACCACCCGGUAUAUCCCAGCCAUCAGCUCUUGCCUGUCCAUUUCGAGCUUCCAUUCUAACCACACCAGCCCCAGGCUUUGAGGCACCCGAUCUGCUACCCGCCGGUCACGCCGGCAUUCCUAGCCGGCCUCCGCCAUUUGGCCAACCAUCCAACGACUACAACUCGGCGCCGCAGACCUUCACAUUUGUGCCCACGACAGAGGAACAAUGGCCCUCUGGGGUGUCAGUAUCUUCGGUUCCAGUGUCCUCCGUCUCGGUUCCCUCGGUCGUUUCCAGCCCUUGCUCUUCCCCGAGCCACCCCGACGAAGCCUUCAUCCCGGCCUAUAUCCCGACCAGCAUGCCGACCAUGAUGGAAGGGAAUGUGAUCACGCCCACUUCUAUGCCGUGCAUGGAUGCUGCCGCUACGAAACUGGAGUUUGAACAACGAGAUAUUGAUCCAGGUACAACGACGAGCCGUGGGCGCCGAUCAUAUUUCAGAAUCAUGGCCAAACGCUAA
Podospora anserina S mat+ is the source of this 798-nucleotide messenger RNA. RefSeq lists its product as uncharacterized. Bases 1 to 798 code for a protein of 265 amino acids. Gene Ontology annotation, molecular function: DNA-binding transcription factor activity. NCBI's taxonomy places the organism in Eukaryota, Fungi, Ascomycota, Sordariomycetes, Sordariales, Podosporaceae. The record is from RefSeq and is a predicted model, not a curated record. Gene Ontology annotation, biological process: regulation of DNA-templated transcription. The transcript has 2 exons.